AUACAAAAAUAAUGGAGAAAUAGGCAUACAGUUUUUAAUCCAUGAAUCCUUGCUACUUUUCUUUUUUUUUUUAAACCAAGAUGUAGACUAGCCGGAGUCAGAUUCCCUGUAUGUGUUUACACAUACUAAAACUGUGUAUUGGUGUUUUAAUACCUCAUUAUUUGUUGUUUUGCAGUAACCUCCACUGACCCUACUACGUGCACUAAGGCGUAUUUACGUGUCCCGCCCAGAUGUUUUCUGUGUGACCAGUGCACCCUGAAUACAUCAUGCUCUCAUGUAGAAAUGUUAGUUAUGUUGCAGCUGUAUGUUGUUCAUAUCUGCCCUAACCAGACUGGGAUCAUGAAUGGAAGCGAUAUGGUAGAAUGGUCAUUAUGACGUGUAGGCCUACUGUUUACAGAAGAGGUCUUUUCAUGUGGUUUUAUGUGCCUUCACUGCCCAUGGGUGGGUCUCAUUUGAGUCUUUUUUGGACUGUUAUGUUGUACUGAGGGACUACGAGGUACAGCUAAAGGGAGCUCUGUUCUGUACAGAGGAAAUGGGCGUUCUCCUUGGAAAGUUUGGAUGGAGUGACUGAAAAAAAGGGGUGUGUGGUAAGACUGGAAAGGAGAGGACCACCAAGAGGGGCACAAUGUUGUAGAGUGGUGAAGCUGCUUCUAAAAGCUGCUCCAGAGAUCUGAUUCAGAGGGACAGGCAAUACUCAGGGGAGUGGAAUAUGGCAUACCUGCUUAUGUUUGUGACCCUGCUGCAUCUCAUCACACUGGCAAUGCAGUUCAUUGCAACCAUGGAGAAGUCCUGGUGGGUGUGGGAUGUCUUGGAGAACUCAGACCUAUGGUACAACUGUAGGUUUGACAACUCCACAGGAACUUGGUUGUGUGCAUCCUCCAAAGAAACUGAGUGGCUUAAGGCAGUGCAGGUCCUAAUGGUUCUCUCGGUGGUCUUCUCCUCGGUCUCCUUCUUGGUGUUCCUGGGUCAACUGUUUACCAUGUCUAAGGGUGGACUCUUCUACUUCACUGGGCUGUGUCAAGUCUUUUCAGGGCUGAACGCCUUUUCUGCAGCUCUCAUCUACACAUUACACAAUAAGGCAAUCCUUCCGGACUCCAGAGAACUGACAUCAGGACACUUUGGCUACUGCUUUAUCCUGGCCUGGGUGUGUGUCCCCUUACUGCUGUGUAGCGGGGUCAUAUAUAUCCACUUACGUAAGAAAGAGUGACCAGAAAAGGAAAACAACGUGGAAAAAGUGAAAGACAAAAAUGUUGACAUUUUUUUUAUUGACUUGACUUUUUGUCUUAAACAUAAUGCAGGAAUCACAGAGUUACAAAUGCCUAUGUUAUGAUUUUUGCUCAGGCUUCGGUUAAUGUGACAAUGUUUUUGAAUUGUUUAGAUAGUGUAGGCUACAUUGGAAAAUUCUCAGAAAAUUUUGGGCUUUCUCUUGAACAUUGAAUCCUCAAUAUCAAUCCAAUAUACUGUACAAUGCUCACCUUCUUUUUAAGACAUGCUUACUAUAGGCUAUAAGAGGUUUUUGUUGUCCUGUGUCGACCAAGGAAGGUAAAUACCAAAGCAGUGUUAUGUACUUUUUAAUUAUUGUGUCAUGAGCUAUUUGAAUAGCUUUUGAUUUUCCCAAGAGCAAACUGGAAAUAUGUAUAUUUUUGUACCUAAAGCUUAGUUAGUUAGUGCUUAGUUCAAUAAAUAUCACAAACAAAAAAGGUGUGCAAAUCUAUUGUUAUAACAUUUAUUGUGAGGACACCAUUUGUUUCUGAUGAUAUUAAAUUGCACAUUUGAUACCAAAUAAGUCUGUAAAUAAAAAUGUUAGACAUUAUUUGAUCAUAUUAAACUAUCUAACGUUA
Messenger RNA from Perca flavescens (yellow perch), 1841 nucleotides. RefSeq names its product epithelial membrane protein 3-like. Gene Ontology annotation, cellular component: plasma membrane. Lineage: Eukaryota; Metazoa; Chordata; Actinopteri; Perciformes; Percidae. The transcript is spliced from 5 exons. The record is from RefSeq and is a predicted model, not a curated record. Bases 710 to 1207 code for a protein of 165 amino acids.